Messenger RNA from Sebastes umbrosus (honeycomb rockfish), 1056 nucleotides. Its product is annotated as trypsin-2-like. Gene Ontology annotation, biological process: proteolysis. The coding region runs from base 87 to 860 and encodes 257 amino acids. The transcript is spliced from 5 exons. Gene Ontology annotation, molecular function: serine-type endopeptidase activity. NCBI's taxonomy places the organism in Eukaryota, Metazoa, Chordata, Actinopteri, Perciformes, Sebastidae. The record is from RefSeq and is a predicted model, not a curated record.
GGAGGUAUGGAGGUGUGGAGGAGGAGGGAGUGCAUGGAAGGACACGGAGGAGUUUAGGUAUAAAUGCAGUGAGUGACAGAUGAUUCAUGUCUAGUCUGGUCGGAGGAAGGCACAAGAUGAUUGGCCUGAUUGUUGUUACACUCCUGGGCGCUGCAGCUGCAGCACCUGUGGAUGACAAGAUUGUGGGUGGCUACGAGUGUACAGCCAACUCUCAACCCUGGCAGGUGUCUCUCAAUAUCGGCUACCACUACUGCGGCGGCUCCCUCAUUAACGACCGGUGGAUCGUCUCUGCUGCCCACUGCUGGCAAAACCCCUAUGCACAGAUUGCCGUCGUGGGGGACCACCACAUCUGGGAGAAUGAGGGCACGGAGCAGUUCAUGUCAGUGGAUGCCAUCUACUGGCAUCAGAGUUACGACUACCAGACUCUGGACUUUGACAUCAUGCUGAUGAAGCUGGCGCACCCCGUCACCGUGAACCAGUACGUCAAGCCUGUCGCCCUGCCCAGUUCCUGCGCCGCACCCGGGGACAUGUGCACGGUGUCUGGAUGGGGGAACAUCUACACUGAUCAAGUGUUCAACCCGUUUUACCUUCAGUGUGUCGAAGUCCCCAUUCUGUCCUACAAGGAUUGUGAUGCUUCCUACCCCGGCAAGAUCACUGACCGCAUGGUGUGCGCUGGAUACCUGGAGGGAGGCAAGGACUCUUGUCAGGGUGACUCUGGUGGUCCUCUGGUGUGUAAUGGGGAGCUGCAGGGGAUUGUCUCUUGGGGCCAAGGCUGCGCUCAACCCAACUACCCGGGCGUUUACACCAAAGUCUGCUCUCUGAUGCCCUGGAUCAACGAUAUUCUCUCCACUUACACCUAGGCUGUGAUCUCCCAUCACAGAGCUAGAGAAGGGAAACCAGAGGGAGAAUGAAAUUGAAAGAGACAGGAGGCGGUGGUGGGUAGUGUCAAAAAGAAAGGCAGCGGGAGAACAGCUAAGAGAGAGAGAAACAGUGAGGGAGAGAGAGAGAGAGAGAGAGAGAUGUGAUAUGUGUUUAGUCAGGGCACAAUCAAUAAAA